ACUUCCUGUUAGCUCGGGGUAGAUAGCGGACGAGCGGUCGAAGAAAUUACUGAUGUAUCUAUGUAAAAUCGUAGCAUAACUACUCAGGAAAGUGCUACUGUGGAGAGUCUAAGGUCCAUAUUUAGGAGACAACAAUGAUCCGCUUCAUCCUCAUCCAGAACCGAGCAGGGAAGACACGACUGGCCAAAUGGUACAUGCAGUUCGAUGACGAUGAGAAACAGAAGUUGAUUGAGGAAGUGCAUGCUGUGGUGACUGUCAGGGACGCCAAGCACACCAACUUUGUGGAGUUCAGGAACUUCAAGAUCAUUUACCGGCGUUAUGCUGGUCUGUACUUUUGUAUUUGUGUGGACGUGACUGAUAACAACUUGGCAUACCUUGAGGGAAUCCAUAACUUUGUAGAGGUGCUGAAUGAGUAUUUUCACAACGUGUGUGAGUUGGACCUUGUAUUCAACUUCUACAAGGUGUACACGGUGGUGGAUGAGAUGUUCCUGGCGGGAGAGAUCAGGGAGACCAGUCAGACCAAGGUCCUCAAGCAGCUCCUCAUGCUCCAGUCACUUGAAUAGUAAACAGAUGACCAUUCCUCCCACCUACCCACUAAUCUGCUGCCCUGGCACCUAGACCGACCCACCUGUCAUUCUGGAAAGGACCCCCUGUCAUUUGCCUGCUCUACAGAGCAGACCUCAGUACUUAAAGAACUUGAGGAGGGGGUGUUUUAGAAAUAGAAUAACACAAUAUUGUUUACAUAUGGAUAUAUAAUACAGAACUUCAGUUAACCUGUUUGUCAUAGCAGUAUAUCGGUUGUACUUUUAAUGAAGUCACCAAGUAUGAAGGCUGUACAUUUCAACAUGUUAACAUCUCAUUUACCGCCUAGGUUACAAUCAACUACAUUCUGUUUCCCUGAAGCCAGAGGCUGCAGAAAUGAGUUAUUUCAUGUAGUACCCAGUUAGUCUUUACAUUUAUCUCUGUGCAGUGUGGAAACACUGGUGUAGAUCUAUCUCCUCCUCCUCCUCCUCCUCCCCCCUUCAUUAACCUCAACAUUCAUUUAAUGGCACUACUGUAACUAACAAGCACCAUGUGUAAAGAGAGGCCGCCCAUAAUGAUCCACGUGCAUUGAGCACUUACAACAGCCAGCUCUAUAAAUCCACGUAAAGAAGGGCCUUCCCUGUGAUGUGGCAGCAGGCUUGUCACGCCUUCUGCUCGUUUUAUAUCCACAUCACAGUACAAGCAGGCUACAACCAGAAAGCCCUUUAGAGCAAUUGACCCAACCACGGCAAGUUCAUAAUUGAAUGGAGUGUACUCAGGAUGAGUGCCAUUUUGACGUUGUGUUAUGGCAACCUGUGCUGUGUCAGACAUCCUCACAGCUGAUGAUGAUAAACAGUGCAGGCUACAUUAGCUCAGGUGGCGACUCUCUGGGUGCUGUAAUCGUUUUCAAAGCAUUUCAGAUCAUCUAAGUCAUUUGAUCCAAUUUGUUAAGUUAAAUGGUGCUUGUUGGUCACACUCAAAACACUUAAAAAACAUGAACACACUCAGACGGAUUAAGACGUGGAUGUAGAAAGUAUAUUUUACAUAAAGCAGUGCUGUGAAGUUUGCUUCGUAUGGUGUGUACAUACAGUGUAUCUUGCAUAUGUUAAAUAUUGUGAAAUUAACUGUCAUUCCAGAAAGAGUGGUUCCUGCUCACUAUAUGGUAUGAGCAGUAUUGUGAAAGAUCCAUAAAUUCCUUUGGCAUUGCGCAACAUAAAUUGGCUUCUAAGUUCCUCCUGCCGACCUCAUGAACUUUGGCGAAAAGAAAAAAAGAAUCCACUUUUGUUCAUUUCCCCUUGCUGGACUUAAAUGUUGAUGCGAUUACUUGUUAUAACAUAAUUUUAACCAUAUCCAGUCACAAAGGUGGUUCAAAUGUUACUGUUGUUGAGCUUUUGUAUUUUUUUUAAUGAUUAGGCAAUAGUGAAAUAUGUACGGCUUCCCUUAUUGUCCACCUGUGUGAGUUUGUUGAUGGAAGAUGUGUGUUUGUAUGUAUUACUGUCUCUGACAACUACCCAGAUCAGUACAUCCCAUUAUAUGUAAAUAAACAGAUGAAAUGAUACAUGAACGUCAACCAUA
This is a messenger RNA of Chelmon rostratus (copperband butterflyfish), 2097 nucleotides long. It is a transcript of the gene ap2s1, whose product is annotated as adaptor related protein complex 2 subunit sigma 1. Gene Ontology annotation, molecular function: clathrin-cargo adaptor activity. The record is from RefSeq and is a predicted model, not a curated record. Gene Ontology annotation, biological process: clathrin-dependent endocytosis; intracellular protein transport. Bases 135 to 563 code for a protein of 142 amino acids. Gene Ontology annotation, cellular component: membrane coat; intracellular membrane-bounded organelle; AP-2 adaptor complex. Lineage: Eukaryota; Metazoa; Chordata; Actinopteri; Chaetodontiformes; Chaetodontidae. The transcript has 5 exons.